AUGGAGACAAGAACAGUUAACUUUACAUGUAAUGCCUGCCACAUUCAAUUUACCAAAUCUGAGGACCAGAGGGAUCAUAUGAAAGGUGAAUGGCACCGAUACAAUUUAAAGAGAAGAGUUGCACAAUUACCACCAAUUUCUGAAGAAACAUUCAACUCCAAAGUUGCUAAUAUUGAGAAGAAGAAGAAGGAGGAAGAAAUGGAAGAGUUGACAUACGGAAUAAACAACGUUCAACUAAGUGCAAAGCAGCAGCGUAAGAAACAACGGGAAGAAUUACUUGAGAAAAAGAGAAAACUUUUAGAAUUAGCCAAGAAUAGGUUGGUUAGUAAUGGUGGACGUGUCAAAUUAGAUGAAGACGGAAAAGUGGUUGUAGAGAAGAAGGAAUUGACCACAGAAGAGAAGCAAUUAAAACAAGAGGUCCAAGAGGCCAUCCGUAAGGAAAACGAGGAAGGAAAUAUUGACGAGGAAGCUUUGAUAGAGGAAAAACUCAAAAAUAGAGUUGAUGUCCCAAUUACAAAAUGUAUUUUUUGUAAGGAGCCGGAGUUUGAUGAUAUUACUGGCACUUUUCAACAUUUAUUCAAACAUCAUGGCCUGUAUGUUCCUGAAAAGAAGUACCUUGUGAAUCCGGAAGGUUUGUUGAAGUACUUAUAUGAAAAGAUUGGUUAUGGUAAUGUUUGUUUGUCAUGUAAUUUUCAGGGUAAGAAUUUCCAGAGUAUAAUCCAACAUAUGUUGAGUAAGAACCAUAUUAGAAUUCCCUAUGAGACUGAAGACGAAAAGUUAGAGAUUAGUGAAUUUUAUGACUUUACUAAGACGUAUGAAGUUCAAGUUACUGAAGCUGAUGGAAAUGGGGAGUGGGAAGAUGUCGAUGAAGAAGAACUUGAAAAUGAUGAAGAUGUGAAUGAAGAGCUCUAUGCCAGCUCAUAUGGCUUACAUUUACCGAACGGAGUUGUUCUUGGCCAUCGUUCGUUGGCCAAGUAUUACAGGCAAAAUAUUAAACCCGAGAAGGAGUUGUCUGAAGGUCAGGGUACAGUUCUUGCUGCUGAAACUAGGAAAUUUGUUACAACUGUUGAUCACAAAGUCGUUGAGCUACAAAAGCGUGUAUGGAACAAUGAGUCGAAAGCAAGGGAUAGGAACGAUAGACGUGCACAAAAGUUCAUUAAUUGGCAGCCACAUUACAGAGAUCAACUUUUGCAAUAG
Pichia kudriavzevii is the source of this 1197-nucleotide messenger RNA. RefSeq lists its product as uncharacterized. Bases 1 to 1197 code for a protein of 398 amino acids. Gene Ontology annotation, molecular function: nucleic acid binding; zinc ion binding. The transcript has a single exon. The record is from RefSeq and is a predicted model, not a curated record. Gene Ontology annotation, cellular component: preribosome, large subunit precursor. Gene Ontology annotation, biological process: ribosomal large subunit biogenesis. Lineage: Eukaryota; Fungi; Ascomycota; Pichiomycetes; Pichiales; Pichiaceae.